AUGUGUGUGCCCCCUCUCUGCCUGCUGCCUCUUGUCCUGAUGGGCCUGGGGGCUGGGACCCCAACCCAGGAGAUGCCCACUGUGCCUGGACCCCCAGCCACAGAUACUGGGGGACUGAUCUUCAGCUGGGACUGGGAUUGGGAGGCCCCUGAGCCCUGGCUGCCUAGGGUACCCCAUGAGCCUCUGUGCUUGGUAAUGCUGAACGGGGGCAGCAGCGUUCCCCUGCAGGUGGUGGGGGCUCCGAGCCCCUCGGAGCAGGCUUUCCUCCAGGCAGUGCGGAGAGCACGCUGGGUGCCCCAGGAUCUGGCCAUGUUUGGGGUGUGCAGCACCAGCUCCGACCAGCCCGCCCUGCAGAAUCUUCAGCGACUUGGGGCCCGGCUGGGGGAGCCUGGGGGGCUGCGCCUGGUGGUCCUGCACUUGGAGGAAGUGACGUGGGAGCCUGUACCUGCCCUGAAAUUUAAGGAGCCUCCACGAGGAGCAACUGGACCCCAAGAAUUGGCCCUGCUGGUUCUGUACUCUGGGCCAGGCACCGAGGUCACUGUCACAGGGACCGGACUACAGGGCAACCAGAGCCUCUGCCCCUCGGGAGACACCCGCUUCCUAGUACUGGCCUUGGAUCAACCUUCGGGGGCCUGGCAGGGACGCGGACUCGCCCUGACUCUGCACAACCGUCAAGGCGCAUCGCUGAGCCCUGCCCAGACGCAGGCACUGCUGUUCGGCUCAGAGCCCCGCAGCUUUCGGCGGCCAAGCCCGAUUCUGCUUCUGCUGCCCACUCCUUCGCCCUCACCCACGCCGCUGCCCGCACAAGGCCGUCUGGACACCGCUCCAUUCCCACCGCCCAAGCCGUCUCUGUCUCCGGAGGAGCUGCCGGCCCGCCCUGACCCCUUCCUGGAGACGCUCACGCGCUUGGUGCGCGCUCUGCGGGGGGCCCCGGGCCCAUCCUCGCCUUCCCGGCUAGCCCUGGACCCGGGCGUGCUGGCCGGCUUCCCGCAGGGCCUCGUGGUCAAUCUGUCGGACCCCGCAGCGCUGGAGCGCCUUCUGGACAGCGGCGAGGAGCCGCUGCUGUUACUACUGCUGCCCACGGCCCGCGCUGGGGACCCCGCAACGCCGCCCGGCCCCACGUCCGCCCCCUGGGCCGCGGGCCUGGCUCGUCGGGUGGCAGCGGAGCUGCGGGCGGCUGCUGCCGAGCUGCGGGGACUCUCGGGACUGCCACCCGCCGCCCCGCCUCUGCUCGCGCGCCUGCUGGAGUUGUGCCCCGACGGCUCGGGGGACCCGGGUGCCCCGGGGGAGCCGCUCCGCGCGCUGCUGCUGCUGAAGGCGCUGCAGGGGCUGCGCGCCGAGUGGCGGGGCCGCGAGCAACGUGAGCGCGGGGGAUCGGCGCGGGCCCAGCGCAGCGCGGGUGCCGCCGCCGCCGACGGGCCGUGCGCGCUGCGGGAGCUGAGCGUGGACCUGCGCGCCGAGCGCUCCGUGCUCAUCCCCGAGACGUACCAAGCCAACAACUGCCAGGGCGCGUGCAAGUGGCCGCAGUCGGACCGCAACCCGCACUACGGCAACCACGUGGUGCUGCUGCUGAAGAUGCAGGCGCGGGGCACCACCCUGGCACGGCCGCCCUGCUGCGUGCCCACGGCCUACGCGGGCAAGCUGCUCAUCAGCCUGUCCGAGGACCGCAUCAGCGCGCACCACGUCCCCAACAUGGUGGCCACCGAGUGCGGCUGCCGCUAACCCGCAACCCCGUAUUUAUUCCGCCCCGAUUGCACCCCAAUAAAAAAAAAUCAGCAAGACCCA
Molecule: messenger RNA, 1785 nt
Organism: Suncus etruscus (white-toothed pygmy shrew)
Lineage: Eukaryota; Metazoa; Chordata; Mammalia; Eulipotyphla; Soricidae
Gene: AMH
Product: anti-Mullerian hormone
Exons: 5
Coding region: 1-1722 (573 amino acids)
Biological process (GO): Mullerian duct regression; gonad development
Molecular function (GO): growth factor activity
Source: RefSeq, a predicted model, not a curated record